Rubroshorea leprosula is the source of this 1545-nucleotide messenger RNA. Lineage: Eukaryota; Viridiplantae; Streptophyta; Magnoliopsida; Malvales; Dipterocarpaceae. The record is from the annotation of a GenBank genome assembly.
CUCCUCUGCAAAAGAGGCAACCAAUUUUCCAUUUCAAUUUCCAUACCCACAAAUUCUAGGCCCUUCAAAUCCUAUCCAUCUCCUCUCCACUUGUCCCCAGAUAAUUUCCUUCCUUCCGCUAUAUAUUAUUUGCUACCCUGCAGUAGCUUCACCCCCAAACCCCCACUUCUCCCCCAGAUAAAAUCUCUCUCCAGUCAGAAAUAUGGCAUCCAUGGCUACCACCUUCUCCUCUGCUCUCCCAUCUACCAAACCCUUCAAGGGUUCUUUCUCUGAUUCAUCCUUCCAUGGAGUACCCUUGACUUCCCCUGCCCCCCAUUACAGGGCAAAGCCUAUUCCUUGUGGUGCAUCGGUUUCGAUGUCCGCCACCACCCAGUCGUACGAUCUCAAUAACUUCAGGUUCGACCCCAUCAGAGAAUCCAUCGUCUCCCGUGAGAUGACGCGGAGGUACAUGAUGGACAUGAUCACCUACGCUGAUACUGACGUGGUGGUGGUCGGUGCUGGUUCCGCUGGGCUCUCCUGCGCCUAUGAGCUCAGCAAGAACCCAUCUGUACAAGUCGCCAUCAUCGAGCAAUCGGUUAGCCCCGGCGGUGGCGCGUGGCUCGGUGGCCAGCUCUUCUCUUCCAUGGUAGUGCGCAAACCAGCUCAUCUCUUCCUUGAUGAACUUGGUAUCGAAUAUGAUGAGCAAGACAACUAUGUUGUGAUCAAGCAUGCUGCCCUUUUCACAUCCACCAUCAUGAGCAAGCUGCUUGCCCGCCCCAACGUUAAGCUGUUCAAUGCUGUGGCAGCAGAGGACUUGAUUGUGAAGGGAGGGAGAGUUGGCGGGGUUGUGACAAACUGGGCUCUGGUGUCCAUGAACCAUGACACACAGUCCUGUAUGGAUCCCAAUGUGAUGGAGGCCAAGGUUGUAGUCAGCUCCUGUGGGCAUGAUGGACCAUUUGGAGCCACUGGAGUCAAGAGGUUGAAGAGCAUUGGGAUGAUUGAUAGUGUGCCGGGGAUGAAGGCAUUGGACAUGAAUACAGCUGAGGAUGCUAUUGUUAGGCUUACUAGGGAGAUUGUGCCUGGGAUGAUUGUAACUGGCAUGGAAGUUGCAGAGAUUGAUGGAGCCCCACGAAUGGGACCAACAUUUGGAGCAAUGAUGAUCUCAGGGCAGAAGGCAGCUCACCUGGCUCUAAAAGCAUUAGGAUUGCCAAAUGCCAUUGACGGACAAAGCAUUGGAAGCAUCCACCCUGAGCUGAUCCUGGCUGCUGCAGAAUCCGCUGAGAUUGCUGAUGCUUAAAUUAUGUUGUAGGUGAGAAAUUGGAAUAAUGGUUGCUGAUGGAUGGUUGAUAUUAUCAUGCGGUUGUUGUUGAUAAUGUUGGUCUAUUUCUGUUUGUUUUUCUCUCAUGGAACUCAGUAGCAUAUGAAUCAUCUAGACCUUGUUGUUCAUGUUAUCUUCAUGGCUAGAAUAUGAUGAUCACUCGCAGUUUCUCUGCCUUUUUACCUUGGGUAGUUAUGAAAUCUCUAGUUUACUGCAUAAUUGUCAUAUAAUAGAACAUCAAAUUAUCA